Pyrus x bretschneideri (Chinese white pear) is the source of this 1993-nucleotide messenger RNA. RefSeq names its product 2-oxoglutarate and iron-dependent oxygenase JMJD4. Gene Ontology annotation, molecular function: sequence-specific DNA binding; histone H4R3 demethylase activity. Gene Ontology annotation, biological process: protein hydroxylation; positive regulation of translational termination; negative regulation of gene expression. Lineage: Eukaryota; Viridiplantae; Streptophyta; Magnoliopsida; Rosales; Rosaceae. The transcript has 9 exons. The record is from RefSeq and is a predicted model, not a curated record. Bases 85 to 1503 code for a protein of 472 amino acids. Gene Ontology annotation, cellular component: nucleus; cytoplasm.
CAAAUCAAAGAGGGCGAGCAGAGAAACCGAACGUACGAAAUCCGAAUUAACUCGCUGGAGUAGCAUAAGCUGGGAGAAGAAAACAUGGGUGUUCAAAUUGGGGGGCUAAUAGAGAAGGUGAGCGGGAAAAAAGUGGGGUACAAUGAGUUCGUGGAGAGGUACAUGGAGAAGAACCAGCCUGUGGUGCUCACAGGUCUCAUGGACGAUUGGAGGGCUUGCAGAGAUUGGGUCACCGACAAUGGCCAGCCAAAUCUUCAAUUUUUCGCUACCCAUUUCGGAAAAUCCAAAGUUCAGGUUGCAGAUUGUGGUACUAGAGAAUUCACAGAUCAGAAGAGAAUGGAAAUGACCGUUGCGGACUUUGUUGAGCAAUGGGACCCCGUUCAGGAGCAUAGUAAUGCUUCAAGUCAUGAAGCUACGAGCAAGGAGUUGCUAUAUUUGAAGGACUGGCAUUUUGUUAAGGAGUACCCAGAAUACGAAGCCUACACAACUCCGGUGCUCUUUUGUGAUGAUUGGCUCAACAUGUAUCUUGACAAUUAUCACAUGCAUAAUGAUCCCAACAUUUACUCAGAAAAUAACGAAAUAAGUUGCUCUGAUUAUCGUUUCGUUUACAUGGGAGCAAAAGGCACUUGGACUCCUCUUCAUGCUGAUGUUUUCAGGUCAUAUAGCUGGUCAGCGAAUGUGUGUGGCAAAAAACGGUGGCUUUUCCUCUCUCCUUCUCAAAGUCAUCUUGUGUUUGGCAGGAAUAUGAAAAGCUGUGUAUAUAAUAUUUUUGAUGAUGUUAGUGAAACUAAUGUUCCUGGUUUUGCAAAGGCUAUCUGGUUGGAGUGCAUUCAAGAACCAAAUGAGAUUAUCUUUGUGCCUAGCGGAUGGUAUCAUCAAGUCCAUAAUUUGGAAGAUACAAUUUCCAUAAACCACAACUGGUUCAAUGCUUAUAAUAUUCGUUGGGUGUGGGAUUUACUUUUGAGGGACUACUACGAGGCUAAGGAGUACAUAGAAGACAUCAAGGAUAUAUGUGAUGAUUUUGAAGGUCUCUGCCAGCGGAACCUUGCCGCUAAUACAGGCAUGAACUUUAGUGAUUUCUUAAUCUUCCUAGCACGGUUCUCUCUGGCCAACUUGAUCCAACUUUGUUAUCUUGCUAGAAAGAAUGGAAAUCACACUCGGAAUUCAUCCCCAAUAGCUCAGAACUUCACUUUCAACCUUGCAUCAAUUCAAAAAAUUGCAUCGAAUAUAAAAUCUAUGGAAGAUCAGACAGGAAGUCAUGGAUUUCAUUUGGAUUUCCGGGAAGCCUUAAAUGAUCCCGAGUUCUCUAAACUUUGUACUGUUUUGGGAAGACAAUAUGGGAUGGUACACAUGGAACCAGACUGGAAUUACAAUACAAAGAAAGCUUGGUUAGAUGAUAUGAGGUACAUGGAAAUUCUAGGAACUUGUAGCUCUGAGGUCUCUACUGCCAGUGAUCUUGUUAAAUUUGUAGAGCAUGCUGUUGCAGAAUUCGUGGGUGUUUGAACUGCAAGAUUUUUCGCUGUCUAAUUUAAAAAUGAAAACAGUUAAAUGAGAAUUGAUAUCCCGCUACAAGAUGUCCAAGGUGAACUACUUGGACAACGCCAAGAUAUAAAUCUGCCUGCAGCACUGCUUAUUUGGCUUAUGAACGUCUGACAAUCUGCCUGCAGCACUGCCUACUUUGCAUAUGAAGGUUUGAUGAUCUUCCUGCAGCACUGCCUAUUCGGUUUAUGAAGGUUUGAUCUUCGGUUGUGGGAUCCAAAUAACAAGAACAGUGGUUGGAAAACCCUAUGAGUGGUAUUUGCCUUUGAAGUUGCUGAUUCUUAUUGUCUUCGUGCUAACUCACUGAAGUUUGAACAACUCUACCGAGUCGGUGAAUUCACUGGUAUCAUUCUAUGAAUCUAUAUUUUCUUUUCCUCCUUGCACCUCUGUAUAUAUGUUCUACUUGACUGAAAUUCAUAUGAUGAUUAAGCAGUUCAGCUUGCUUUACUUUGAA